GUCUGAGAAUGAGGGAGUUAUAAGGUUAAGUAUGACCCGCAUGAUGGAUUGAUUCUGGUCGUUCUUGCCUGUUGAAUAUAUUAUAACGAAUUCUUUGUUGUGACUUCCUCGCACUCAACCAUCGGUUGCUCUUCCUUGACGGACUGGAUUAUUAGAGUGUCUUAAGAGUGUCCUAGAGUGUCUUAGAGUGUCUUUGAGAAUUGGGGCUUGAAGCGUCAUACAUUCUGUACAGGACAUCAUCUAUACUGUACAAACAGCUAUUCAAUAUCGAGGAGGGGUGUAUAGCUAUCCAUCAUCCUCGACGAACACUGGAACGGAGGCAAUUCCACGCAAGAAACUACAAAGAACGGCAUUCGGCUCAAGCCAAUCCCUCACAAACCGCAACGAGAAACACAUAUCAAUCCAGCUCAUCCAACCUCUCCAAAAAGGACCACAAACCACAUUUCAACCCACCCAAUUCCACACAACAAUGUCCUUCCGCAGCAACCCCCUCUCCGCCUCCCCCACCCGCGCCCUCACCCUCCAACAAUAUCUCCUCCUCCACUCCGAGCACGAAUCCCUCCGCCUCAGCCUAGCCGCCUACCCCAUCGACACCCUCUCCUCCUACCCCGCGACCACCUACCCGUCGACACCCUACUCCGUCGCCACGGCCGCAGCCUACGACGCCGACGCGAGAAAGCUGCACGAUGUGAACCAGCAGAUCAAGAGCGCCUUGACGGAGUUAUUGAAUUGUGAGAGCGUGAGGGGGGAUAGGUUGUAUCGCGCGUGGGUGCAGCGCAGGUUGAUGGAGGCGGAGAUGGAGUUGAAGGAGGGGAGGAGGAUGAGUGCGGGGGGUGGGAGGAGGAUGAGUGCGGGGGAUGGGGGGAGCAUGGAGGGGUUUGGGGAGGUGAGGGUUGAGGAGGCGAGGGCGUGA
This is a messenger RNA of Pseudogymnoascus destructans, 913 nucleotides long. RefSeq lists its product as uncharacterized. The transcript has a single exon. Bases 470 to 913 code for a protein of 147 amino acids. The record is from RefSeq and is a predicted model, not a curated record. NCBI's taxonomy places the organism in Eukaryota, Fungi, Ascomycota, Leotiomycetes, Thelebolales, Thelebolaceae.